AUGAAUGUGCCACCAACACGGAGGAUUGUCCUCCUCGGGAAAACGGGAGCUGGAAAAAGCAGUGUUGCAAACACUUUAUUUGGAGAAACCACGUUCAAAAUGGGCCAUUCCCCUGACUCAGAGACGAGCAUUUGCAUUUCCAAGUCCAAACUCAUUAACAGAAGAUCCAUAACUUUGGUUGACACGCCCGGCUUCUUUGACACAAGCAGAUCAGAAGAGGACAUGAAGCCCAACAUACUGCAAUGUAUUGUUGAGUGUGCUCCUGGGCCUCAUGCCUUUAUCGUUGUUCUUAAAGUGGAGAAAUUCACAGAUCAUGAAAAGUCUGUCAUCGAAAACAUGUUCCAGCAUUUCUCCGAGGAGGUUUUACGAUAUGCUGUAAUUCUUUUCACUCACGGUGACCAACUGCUGGAGGAAAUGAAAAUUGAAGAGUUCGUCAGUCAGAGCAAAUGCCUGGCUGAUCUCGUUCAGAAGUGUGGAGGCCGAUGCCACGUUAUAGAUAAUAAAUACUGGAAUAAUGAGGCAAAGAAUGAAUACAGGAGCAACAAGUUCCAAGUGGAACAGCUUUUGAAAACCAUUGAUGAUAUAGUGAUGGAAAACAAAGGUGGUUAUUACACUAAUGACCUACUACAAGCAAUAGAGACAGAAAUACAGAAAGAGGCAGAGCAUAUUAAACAAACAUCAGUGACUAUGUCUUCAGAAGAAGCCAGGGAAAGAGCUAAAAGUGGAGUCUAUAAACAGCACCUGGCUAAAUUUGCACGCAUCGCAGGUAAAGGCCUGCUAAUUGCAGCUUUGCUUGGUGGAUUGGAGUUUGUUGCACUUGUACCUCUAGCUAUAAAAGGAGUCAGUACAAUCAAACAAGCAGCAAGGAAGAAGAGAAUAGAAACAGUGUCAAAGGAAGAAACAAGUAAAGGAGUAACUGCGGUAAAGGCAGGAGGAAAAGCACAAACACAGUCAGUAUCUACACUGAAUAAAGGAACUCCAACAAAAGAAACAGCAGUGGAAAGGAGCGUCGCUGGAGCAAAAACGGGAGCUGAUAUUUUCUCAAAACUACUUAAAAUUUUUAGGAAGACAAAUGAAGAGGAAGUGAGCGCAUCAAUAACAGAUGAAGCAGCGACACUGGAAGAAGAAGCCGAAGAUGCUGAAGCAGAAGAUGGAACAGAGGAACUAGUCGAAGAAGAAACUGGGACUGCAGAAGUUUUACCAACUAUAGAAACAGACGUGCCAGUAGAAGAAGAAGAAGAAGAAGAAACUGAUGAAGGAAAAGUAGAAAUGACACAAGAGAUGACAACAUCAAUGACAGGAGAAACACCAGAAGUGGCAGCAGUACUGGCAGAAGGAGAAGGAGCAGCUGCGUUGACAACAGCAGUCGAAGAAGAAACAGUUGGGGCGGUGCUGUCAGCAGCAGAGGAGGCGGCUGAGGAGGUAGCGUUGUCUGCAGUGGGGGAAGCUCUUUCAGUAACAGCGGUGGUAGAGGGCAUGGCUGAAGCAUCAAUUGAAGGAGUGGAAAUGGAAGUAGUAGAAGGAGCUGCUGGAGUAGUUGCGGAGGCAAUAGAUGGAGUAGUACAAGUGAUGGAUGUAGCUGUUAAGGUUGUAGAGAAGCUGAAGAGGACGGGACAGCUUUUUCUGAGUCACAGUGCAGUUAAGCGGAAAUCCCAGGAGAGACAAAAAGAGCUGAAUGAGCUGGUCCAAGCUGUGAAGGACUUCAAGAUUUGUUGUCAGACUGCAAUGGAGUCCAAAGACCAGCUCUUUGAAGAGCUGAUCUCCUCCAUACAAAAGCAACGUACUUUAAUAAAGCAGCUGAUUGAGGCUCGAGAGAAACUAGCAGUUGUUCAGGCAGAAGCUCUGCAGCUACAGCUGGAGGAGGAAAUCGCCAGGCUGAAGAAAAGAGACGCUGACCUGGAACAGCUUUCUCAUACAGAAGAUCACAUUCAUUUCAUUCAGCUCUUCCAGUCUCUCUCCAUCUCAUGUGAAUCUCCAGACUUGCCAACAGGGGCUGUUGUUCGUCCUCAACAUUCAGUGGAAACCGUGACCAAAUGUCUGACUCAGCUGAGAGAUGACAUGAAGAAGCUUCUGGAGACCACAUGGCCCAAGAUCUCUGCAACAGUUUUUGGUAUAAAAGUUGUGCUGCCACCUGUGCCAAAGACCAGAGAAGAGUUUUUGUGCUAUCACUGUCCUCUAACACUGGAUCCCAACUCGGUCAACAAAUACUUGGACCUUUCACAAGAUUCUCAACGAGUGACGAGUGGCUGCUAUGAGCAUUUUCAUUUAUCUCACUCGGACAGGUUUGGAGGUGUGAAGCAGGUGCUGUGCAGAGAGGGUUUAACAGGGCGGUGCUAUUGGGAGGUCAGUUGGAGUGGUGGCGUCUGGUCAGUGGCAGCGUCUUACAAAAACAUCAGCCGAACAUCGUUCGACUCAGAAUUUGGGAAGAAUGACAAGUCCUGGAGUUUGGAGUGCUCUGCAAACGGAUAUACUUUCAGACAUAACUUAGUAACCAAGGCAGUGUCAGGUCCUCGAACCUCUCAGAUUGGAGUGUACCUGGAUUACAGGUCAGGUACUCUGUCGUUUUACAGCAUCUCUGACAUCAUGACUCUGCUUCACAAAGUGCGCACAGUAUUCACUCAGCCUCUCUAUCCUGGCCUUGGGCUGAAGGAAGGAAGCUCUGGCUGUUAUGCAGAAGUGAAAAAGUUGUGA
Neolamprologus brichardi is the source of this 2691-nucleotide messenger RNA. The record is from RefSeq and is a predicted model, not a curated record. Lineage: Eukaryota; Metazoa; Chordata; Actinopteri; Cichliformes; Cichlidae.